AUCAGUGGACUCGCUGAAGGCGCCGGACGCACACACAUUGUGGGAGGGGCACCGGUUCGUUGACUCGGCGCACGAAGUAGGCGAUCGAGGCGUGGUGGUUGUUGUGGUGGUGUCGGCGGCGCGCCGGGAAAUGCAUUUCGAAAUUGUGCGGAGCCCGGUGUUCCUUACAGAAGAGCCGGUAUCUUCACUUUUCUUUGUUUGUGCACUGGAGAAUAUACGGUGGAGGCAUGAUGCGUGUCGUAACACGAGCUGCGUCCAGGGACCGGAAUUGAAAGGAAUCGCCAGGGAAGUAGCCGAGUGCAAGCCAUGAAAGACGCAGAGAAAUGUGCGGAGGACACCACGGCGCCUUCAAGAAUGCCGAGUCAUGGCCCAGACAGCAUUCACAGCUGGAUGACGGCGGCGGCAUGUGCGCUUGCGACGUUCUUCGGCGUCGGAGGCAGGCGAUCGGCCGGGUUCUUGUACGUUUCCAUCCUGGACACCUUCCACACGACUCGAAGCCAGGCGUCUUGGCCGGUCGUACUCAUGGGCGGAGUCCUCCUACUGGCCGGUCUCAUUUCAGGUCCGCUGGCUCACAAAUUCACAGCGAGGCCUGUGGCGCUCGUGGGAGGCUUCAUCUCCGCGCUCGGGUUGAUGCUCUGCUUCUUUGCCACCAGUAUUCAGUAUCUCGUGGUCACUCUUGGUAUAGUUCACGCCAUCGGAAGCGGCAUGGUGUUCGUGGUGAUCCCGACGGUGAUCAACGAACACUUCCUCAAGUACCGGGGUCUGGCCAUGGGCAUCAACUUCGCGGGUUCCACAAUGGGCACCUUCGUUUUCCCCAAGCUCCUCGAGUUCUUCUCGCACCACUACGGAUUCCGGGGCGCCCUUCUACUUUUCGGCGCCCUGUCUCUCCACUCCAUCGCAUUCAGCCUAUUUCUGAGACAACCUGUCUGGCUCAAGCGUCAUUUGGCCGAACAGGCGGCGCUGGCGGCCAAGAAAUUUCCUUUAGAGAAGGAAGACCCGCGCGCCCAGGACGCGGACGUCAAGAAAGCGCCUGUCAACACGGGGUCUUUCCGUCACGGAUUGACAGUGUUUUCAAGUCCUAUGUUCUACGUGAUAAUGUACUCAUACAUCGCGUUCAGUUUUGCCUUUGAGUGCUACAUAUCAUUUUUGCUGGAUUUUGCCAUUGACCGGGGAGUCCGUGUAUCCCACGCCGUCACCCUGCUUUCGGCCAGCUCCAUUGCAGAUCUUGUCGGGAGGCUGACCUUACCCGCAAUGGCGGACGGCAAGAUACUGUCACGGAGGACGUUGAUCACAGCCAGCUUUAUAAUGCUGGGAACUCUCUACGUGAUGCUUCCGUACGCGAUGUCUUACGGUGCCGUGUUCGCGAUGGCCACUGGGAUAGCCUUCUUCAUCGGCACCAGCGUGGUCCUGUUUUCCGUACUCCUCGCCGAAUACCUGGGCAUCGAGAGAGUGUCCAUGGCCUAUGGUAUGGUGUCAGCUUCGGCGGGAAUGACGUCGCUCGGAAAACCUUUUGUUGUUGGUUACUUCCGGGACGUGACUGGAUCAUACGACAACCUCUUCAGGCUUUGUGGCUCCAUCGUCCUUGGAGGAGCCGUCAUGUGGAUUAUCGUACUCAUAAAAGAAAACAGCAGAAACUGCAAAUGGAUAUUGGAAAAAACGCGUGUUGAGAAAGUUAACAUAGUACACGUCCUAGGCGUCUUACCAAAUGGUCACGAUCAGUGAGUGUUUGAAUGUUCUUGUAGUUAACAUUGUUGUUACAAAUAACUGUGCUCUCUUUUUUUUUAUCAAGAUUGUGCAGCGCAAAGUAUUGCCCAAGCAAUUGGAAUUGACGGAAUAUUAGCCGGCAAAAAAGGGGGGCAAGGCAACUCUCGAAAUAAAAGCUGGUGUACAAGUA
Messenger RNA from Ixodes scapularis (black-legged tick), 1894 nucleotides. RefSeq names its product monocarboxylate transporter 9. The transcript has 7 exons. Bases 307 to 1722 code for a protein of 471 amino acids. The record is from RefSeq and is a predicted model, not a curated record. Gene Ontology annotation, molecular function: monocarboxylic acid transmembrane transporter activity. Gene Ontology annotation, biological process: transmembrane transport. Lineage: Eukaryota; Metazoa; Arthropoda; Arachnida; Ixodida; Ixodidae.